CAGCAGCAGCGCCGCUUCAAAGCGCGGCAGAGACUGGGCGGGGAGCAUCACUGGGAGUGGCGCCAAGAAGAGGAGCAUGGGAGGCGGGCGCUGGAGCACGGCGGAGGAGCAGGCGGGCGAGAGGAUAUUGCACAACCUCUCGGGGGGUCUACAAGGCCUGCCUCAAGCUCAGCACAACUUCGAGACGACCACGCCCACCGGAAACCUGCCUGCCCCCGCUGCAUUGACCGACCGGUCUCUGCCCAAGGCUGCUUCCCCGAUGCAAGAAGAUCCAGUUCUUCCCACGGCUCUCGUCUUUGACAACGGCCAGCAUCCAAUCCGCCCCGCAACGACAAAACGCCGCCGGUCCAAACCGUCCCCUCAGAAAGCCCCCGUCGGUCCACGGUCUGACGACGGGAAUGCCACGGACGCGCAGGACGCUGCAGCCGACACGCCGGUCAAGAGUACUGCAACGGGGGAGAGCGACUCCAAACAGAAUGACGGCACCCUCUGCUCUUCGCCAACGUGGUCUGAGUUUGUUGACAAGACGAGAGAAACCUUCGAUAAGCUGCUGGCGAAACAAAACUGCGAGCAAGUCCAAGUAGGUCACGUUCUCAGCACACCCUCCCCCGACGCCGCUGGAAACCCUCCCCCUCCUUUCGGUGGAGGCGGAAACGGAAAUGGGAACGGAAUCGGAAACGGAAACGGAAACGGAAGCCUUUGGAAGGAAGAGGCUUGGGAGAAGGACGACAAGAAGGUCAAAGCGCCGCAGCAUCUCCUGACCGGCACGGCUAAGGGUGGAGACGAAGCAAGCGCGCACGCGCUAGCAGGACGCGCGCCGCCGCCAAUGAAGCCCUCGCUGGGCUUGCACACGACGCGUAAUGAAAUGCGGGCGCCAGAUCUCCUGCGCCGUGGGAAGAGCGCUCGGGGAAGUAGCGAGAGGACCGAAAGGGGCGAGGAUAGCUCCGGCGUGGCUGAGGGGGAAGGGGAGAACGAGAAGGUGGCGGAAGAGGAAUGGGUCUGGACCAAUGGGGAGCCUCAAGAGAGCGACUUGAUUGAGGAAGUCGCGCCAGAUAAUCGCGAGAAGUCCACUGGAGGAGCCGGAAAACCGGUCGAGGAGGGGGUGCUUGUGGUUCCUGGAGACGGAGGAGAAGCGCGCGAGAAGGAAAUAGCGCGCGUUCUGCAGGGAGUGUCAGCCCUUGCGGUAACGCGUGAGACGGACGAGCUGGACGAGGGCGCGAAGAAGAGCGUACCGGGUGCAAAAGCGAAGGAGGCGAGCGGACUGACAGGUGCUCAUGGCAGUAGCAAGAACGGGUUUAGCGCCGUGAGAGAUGGGAGCAAGCUGACCAGUAAAAUGAAGUGCAACGACAUGGGCAAGUCGAGCCGCGAGGCAGAAAGUGCGGCUGACGAAACGGCGGGGAAGGACGCCAUCAGCGUCGGAGCGGCUGAAGGGGUGAGAGCUAAGAGUGCGGCGCAGUCGGAGACUGUCGAGCAGACCCCGGCCAGAGCCAAGCCGUCUAAGGGAAGCAAGGGGUCGGGGCAAUCGAGGGGCAUAGCAAAACAUAGCGGCGCAGUUAUGGGAGGCAUCGCCAACGAACGCUUCGGGGAUGGUCUUACGAUGUUGGGACCUGCAGAAGGGAACUCUAGCCCCGGUUGGAUAGAGUUUAAUGCUGGAGUGAAAGUCGCACGUUCCUCAUUUCCACCCACAGAAGAGGGGCCUCAGGAGAGCUGCAGUCGGGGGACUUUUCCGCGGCGAGACGCAAGAGGGGGGCCGAGAGCUGACUGUUCCUGCAGGGAUUGCGGCAGCCGGUGGAAGGAAGUUUGCGCCGGCGAAGCCCACUGUGUCGGGGGGCGUGACGGCGGGAAGAUCAAACCCGGGGCUGACCAGAAGAGUUCCGGAAGGGGCACCGGAGGGCGGAGUCGGAAGAACCGGAGGCACGGUCAGAUUUAUCGAGGGCGGGGCGUCGGGCACGGAAGCGAGAUCUGUGGCGGUGAAGGAGUCUGCGGAGGCGGUGAGUGUGACCGGGAGAGCAAAGGUGGUGGUGGUCAAGAAGACGGCAGGAAGCGGGGUGUCGGCUGAGGACAAGAAAAAGGGCCCGGGCGGCGCGCAGGGCGGCUGGAAGGGAGUCGGGAAGCCGCCGAAGGGCGCAGGAAAAGGGGCGAGCGCAACCGGUGGAACUGGACCCGCCUGGAGAGGGUAAUGAAGGUGUACAGCAGCGGCGACAUAAGUGAGGACAAUAGCUUGUAAUUUGAACAGAAAAAAUGAAAAACAAACUGAGGACGGGACUUGUACAAUGACAGCUUACGGCACUGGUGUAUGACGGCCAUGCUUGAAUUCGUUACCAAACGAGGCAGAUGCUUUGAGAGGAAUCGUGUAACCUACGAGCACACAGUGAGGGAGGCAAACGUAGAUUCGGCAGAUGUAUGCAAUUAUGAGAGGGGCGGUCGGCGUAGAGAAUAGCUAGUGUUGAGCACAUACCUGGUGGCUCAGGCAGAGGUUUCCAAGUAGAUGCAGCAAAGCAUACGUAGAAUAUGGAGAUGUAGGCUGGUCAGAGUACGGGUAGUUGAGCUUUAUGAGCGAGAGCUGAGCUUGUCCUAAAAUCGGCCCCACAAAGCAGACGUGAUCAUCAGUGCGUGGUGGCCUC
This is a messenger RNA of Klebsormidium nitens, 2624 nucleotides long. The record is from the annotation of a GenBank genome assembly. Lineage: Eukaryota; Viridiplantae; Streptophyta; Klebsormidiophyceae; Klebsormidiales; Klebsormidiaceae.